Molecule: messenger RNA, 1063 nt
Organism: Photinus pyralis (common eastern firefly)
Lineage: Eukaryota; Metazoa; Arthropoda; Insecta; Coleoptera; Lampyridae
Gene: Vps60
Product: charged multivesicular body protein 5
Exons: 3
Coding region: 210-875 (221 amino acids)
Biological process (GO): vesicle budding from membrane; late endosome to vacuole transport via multivesicular body sorting pathway
Cellular component (GO): multivesicular body
Source: RefSeq, a predicted model, not a curated record
CUCGAUUUGAUUGCACCCCGUGUUGGCCGUUGCCCUGAAUUUCGACACAAACCCCUUUUUAAAACAAAGGUAGUUUGAAAUGAGACGCCACUGUUUAACCUUUAUUGGAAAAUGGAAAUAGUGACAGCUGACAGUUAGAAGACAAGUGACACACACCAACAAAUAAUUACUUCAUUUUUACAUUCUAUUAAUUUAUUAAAUACAGAACAAUGAAUCGUUUAUUCGGAAGAGGCAAGCCAAAAGAGCCAGGUCCUAGUAUGACGGAUGUCAUAUCUGGGGUAGACCAAAGAGCUGAAGGCGUCGAGAAGAAAAUUGCGGCCUUAGAUACCGAUCUGCGUAAAUUUAAAGACCAAAUGUCCAAGAUGCGCGAAGGUCCGAGUAAAAACGCGGUGAAAGCGAAAGCAAUGCGCGUGUUAAAGCAGAGAAAAAUGUACGAACAGCAGCUCGAGAGCCUUCGAGGUCAAUCGUUUAAUAUGGAACAGGCGAAUUUUGCAUCGCAAACUCUUAAGGAUACGCACAUUACGGUCGCAGCCAUGAAAGAUGGAAUGAAGCAGAUGAAGAAGGAAUUUAAAAAUAUUAACAUCGACGAAAUCGAAGAUGUCCAAGACGACCUGGCCGAUAUGUUAGAACAAGCAGAUGAGGUGCAAGAAGCAUUAGGGCGCACAUACAACACACCCGAGAUGGACGAUGAUGAACUUAAUGCAGAGCUAGAUGCGCUGGGAGAUGAAAUUGCGCUAGACGAUGAUGCAAGUUAUUUAGAUGAUGUUUUGAAAGCACCUGAGGCACCAAGCAAUAAGCCAGAGGCAGAGGCGAGGAAAACACCAGGUGGUGUUCAAGUAGAUGAAUUCGGAUUACCUCAAAUUACUCAGCAUUAAUUCGCUUUUUAUCUUGAGUAACUUGACCUCUUCAUAUUGCGCUUAUGUAUAACUAACAAGUGCUUUUCAUGACCUUAGGGUUAAGUCAGUAGCCAUGAGAAUCCAUUUUUUUUGUAUAUUUUUUUUAAAUAAAGAUUGUUUCAAUGUACAAAUGCUAAUGUGAACAAAAAUAAAUGUAUAUUCUGUUA